AUGUACUCUCACCUUGCCCAGAUUGUUCUGAGAAAACAAGCAGGUUAUGAAAAGACAGAAGACACAUCAGAAAAGACUUCUCUAGCAGACCAAGAAGAUUCCAGACUAAUCUUUAUCAGUCAGCCCCAGUUUACCAAGUUCUGCAAUAAUCGUGUCAGCACUGCAAAGUACAAUGUCCUCACGUUCCUGCCUCGGUUCCUAUAUUCUCAGUUCAGAAGAGCAGCAAAUUCCUUUUUCUUGUUCAUCGCACUUCUACAGCAAAUACCUGAUGUGUCACCGACAGGGCGGUGGACAACGCUGGUGCCAUUACUCUUCAUCCUGUUGGUGGCAGCAGUGAAGGAGGUUAUAGAAGACCUGAAACGUCACAAUGCUGAUAGUGUUGUUAACAAGAAAGAGACACACGUAUUGAGGAACGGCGCUUGGGAGAUUGUACAUUGGGAGAAGGUUGUGGUUGGCGACAUAGUUAAAGUUAAUGGCAAAGAUUUCGUACCAGCAGAUGCUAUACUGCUGUCGUCCAGUGAACCUCAAGGAAUGUGCUACAUUGAGACCUCAAAUCUAGAUGGAGAAACAAAUCUCAAGAUCAGACAGGGUCUACAGAUCACUGCGGAAAUCAAGGACAUUGACAGUCUAAUGCGUCUCUCUGGACGGAUGGAAUGUGAGAGUCCCAACAGACACCUAUAUGAGUUUGUGGGCAAUAUUCGCCUGGAUGGACACAGCACUGUACCACUCGGCCCUGAUCAGAUCUUGCUGAGAGGAGCACAACUCCGGAACACACAGUGGGUCCACGGUAUAGUGGUCUACACAGGACACGACACCAAACUCAUGCAGAACUCCACGUCCCCCCCUCUGAAGCUUUCCAACGUGGAGCGUAUCACCAACUUUCAGAUCCUCGCGCUUUUCGGCUGUCUCUUGGCCAUUUCGUUGGUCUGCUCCAUCGGCCAGACGAUCUGGAAGUACCAGUACGGCAAUGACGCCUGGUACAUGGACCUCAACUAUGGUGGAGCAGCCAACUUUGGCCUGAACUUCCUCACGUUCAUCAUCCUCUUCAACAACCUGAUUCCCAUCAGUCUUCUGGUGACUCUAGAGGUCAUCAAGUUCGUCCAGGCUUUCUUCAUCAACUGGGACACUGACAUGCUGUAUGAAGCCACCAACACACCAGCUAUGGCCCGGACAUCAAACCUGAAUGAGGAGUUGGGACAGGUGAAGUACAUCUUUUCAGACAAGACAGGCACCCUGACCUGCAAUGUCAUGCAGUUUAAGAAGUGCACAAUUGCAGGCGUGGCCUACGGUCACAGCUCUCAGUCUACAGAGGAAGCUGGAUUUAAUGACCCCAGCUUACUGGAAAACCUCCAAAGUAAUCAUCCCACUGCUUCAGUCAUCCAGGAGUUCAUGACCAUGAUGGCUAUCUGUCACACGGCUGUCCCUGAACACAUCGACAACAAAAUCACCUACCAGGCUGCAUCCCCAGAUGAAGGCGCUCUGGUUCGGGCGGCACAAAACCUGGGCUUCGUGUUCACUGGGAGAACUCCAGACUGUGUUAUUGUGGAAUCGUGUGGAGAGGAGGAGAAAUAUGAAUUGCUGCACGUUUUGGAAUUCACAAGCACCAGGAAGAGGAUGUCAGUCAUCAUGCGCACUCCAUCAGGAAAGAUCCGCCUUUAUUGCAAAGGAGCUGACACAGUGAUCUAUGAGCGAUUAGCAGACAGCUCCAGAUACAAGGACAUCACCCUGAAACACCUGGAACAGUUUGCCACAGAGGGUCUCCGCACAUUGUGUUUCGCUGUGGCGGACAUCUCAGAGUCGUCCUAUCAGCAGUGGCUGGAGGUUUAUCAUCGUGCCUCGAUGUCUCUCCAAAACAGGGCACUCAAGAUGGAGGAAAGCUAUGAACUGAUUGAAAAGAACUUGCAGUUGUUGGGGGCCACUGCAAUUGAAGACAAACUUCAAGACAAAGUACCUGAAACCAUCGAGACCCUCAUGAAAGCCGACAUUAAGAUCUGGAUCCUGACUGGAGACAAACAGGAGACCGCCAUCAACAUAGGACACUCCUGCAAACUGCUCACGAAGAACAUGGGCCUGCUGGUGAUAAACGAGGACACCCUGGAUGGUACCAGGGAGACCCUCAGCCGUCACUGCAGCAUGCUGGGAGAUGCUCUGCACAAGGAGAACGAUUUCGCUCUCAUCAUAGAUGGAAAGACACUGAAGUAUGCCCUCACUUUUGGGGUACGCCAGUAUUUCCUGGACUUGGCUCUUUCCUGCAAGGCUGUGAUAUGUUGCAGGAAACUGAUGCCAUCAUUGGACAUUUUUCUGCACUUUGCAAAAACAUCAAGUGACUGGCAGACAAUUACAGGGAAAUGCUGCUGUGCGUUCAAGUACUUGAAGAAUCUUCUGUUGGUUCACGGCGCUUGGAAUUACAACCGUGUUGCCAAGUGCAUCCUGUAUUGCUUCUACAAGAACAUUGUGCUUUACAUUAUCGAGAUCUGGUUUGCAUUUGUGAAUGGCUUCUCCGGUCAGAUUCUGUUCGAGCGCUGGUGCAUCGGCCUGUACAACGUGCUCUUCACUGCUUUGCCUCCUCUGACUCUGGGCAUCUUCGAACGCUCCUGCAGGAAAGAGAACAUGCUUAAAUAUCCUGAACUCUACAAAACCUCCCAGAAUGCAAUGGGCUUCAACACCAAGGUCUUCUGGGCUCAUUGUCUGAAUGGCCUGUUUCACUCAGUCAUCCUCUUCUGGUUUCCCCUCAAGGCCUUCCAGCACGAUACUGUCUUUGGAAACGGAAAGACACCAGACUAUCUCCUCUUAGGCAACAUGGUUUAUACAUUUGUGGUGAUCACAGUGUGUCUGAAGGCUGGGCUGGAGACAUCGUCCUGGACCAUGUUCAGUCACAUUGCCAUCUGGGGCAGCAUUGGAUUGUGGAUAGUCUUCUUUGGCAUCUACUCCUCACUAUGGCCUCUGAUUCCUCUGGCCCCGGAUAUGUCAGGAGAGGCGGACAUGAUGUUCAGUUCAGGAGUCUUCUGGAUGGGUCUGAUCUUCAUUCCCAUCACCUCUCUGGUGUUUGAUGUGGCCUACAAAGUUAUGAAAAAGGUGUGCUUUAAGACCCUGGUUGAUGAGGUGCAGGAGUUGGAGGCACUGUCGAAAGAUCCAGGAGCUGUGGUGCAUGGGAAGAGUUUGACUGAGAGAGCCCAGCUCCUGAAGAACGUCUUUAAGAAGAGUACCGUCAGUCUGUACCGGUCCGACUCCAUGCAGCAGAAUCUACUCCGUACGUCAACGACACACAUGUGCUUUGCCACCCACAAGCACAUGGAUGCAGACACACCUAUAUGUUCUUCACAACGCAGACAUCACAGACAGACUCAUGCAGAAUCACUGAUGCACACACACCCUACCAUCCCCAUCUGCAGCAACGAAAUGCAGGUUCACUCUCAAACGCAAGGGCUUAUGGAUGUGCAACUGCAGACACUCACAGAUGUACAAAUCUGAACCAAACCCCAUGAAAAUUAGGUGAGGAUGGUUGUUCUUGACAGCUGUGGAUAGUAACUAAUGUAGUCAUCAUAUUACUUGAAAUCAACAGCUGCAUUAACAAUGUACAAGAUGGCACCAGUCGUAGGGUUCCUUCUUAGGCAGCUGUUAUUUGGGCACGGGGACUCAAAUCUCAUGUUUUAUCAGGGAAUAACUUGCACUUCCGUGUUAAAUCUGGAGAAUUUUGCUGAGGAUAUCGCAGUCCAGAUUUGACUGAUUAUUGAAGCGCAUUCAUGAGUUCAUAAUAUGUACAGUCACAAAGUUCACACACAUGCACACAGUCUUAUCAAAUUACUAACAUUUCCUUCCUGGAUAUGCUGUUAUACUACACUUCCAGUUUUCAUGUGCUUCCUUUCAGUGGUUUUCAACUGGUGAGCUACAGGUCUGCUUGAGGUUGCA
Messenger RNA from Sinocyclocheilus grahami, 3909 nucleotides. Its product is annotated as probable phospholipid-transporting ATPase IA. NCBI's taxonomy places the organism in Eukaryota, Metazoa, Chordata, Actinopteri, Cypriniformes, Cyprinidae. The record is from RefSeq and is a predicted model, not a curated record. The transcript is spliced from 36 exons. Gene Ontology annotation, cellular component: trans-Golgi network; plasma membrane. Gene Ontology annotation, molecular function: ATPase-coupled intramembrane lipid carrier activity; magnesium ion binding; ATP hydrolysis activity. Gene Ontology annotation, biological process: phospholipid translocation. The coding region runs from base 1 to 3471 and encodes 1156 amino acids.